UUUCUCAUUUCCCUGUCUUCUCUUCUCCCACAAAGCCAAAACCCCUUCACUUCCUCCUUAACACAACAACAACAAUGUCUCUUAUCAACUCAUAGAAAGUUUCUUCCUUUCACUUUUCCCUUCACUUUUCAAACACACCCCUUAAAUUUCACUACACCCCCCUUUAACUCAAAAACCAAACAAAAUGAUAAGUGCUUUAGACUUAUACCAUGUCCUUACAGCAGUAGUACCACUCUAUGUAGCUAUGAUCCUUGCUUAUGGUUCAGUAAAAUGGUGGAAAAUCUUCACACCAGAUCAAUGUUCUGGUAUAAACCGUUUUGUAGCACUUUUUGCAGUUCCACUUCUCUCAUUUCACUUCAUUUCAACCAACAAUCCAUACACUAUGAACUACAAAUUCAUAGCAGCUGAUUCACUUCAAAAAUCAAUCAUCUUAAUACUCCUUUUCAUUUGGUCAAGAGCAAGCUCAAGAGGUUCAUUAGAAUGGUCUAUAACACUUUUCUCACUUUCAACACUUCCAAACACACUUGUUAUGGGUAUACCUUUGUUAAAAGGAAUGUAUGGUGAUGAUUCUGGUACUCUUAUGGUUCAAAUCGUUGUUCUUCAAUGUAUCAUUUGGUAUACAUUGAUGUUGUUUUUGUUUGAGUAUAGAGGUGCAAGGAUUCUGAUAGGUGAACAGUUUCCUGAUACUGCUGGUUCUAUAAUCUCUUUCAAAGUUGAUUCUGAUGUUCUUUCUUUGGAUGGUAAAGAGCCUCUUCAAACUGAAGCUGAAGUUGGUGAAGAUGGUAAACUUCAUGUGAAAGUUAGAAAAUCAACAAGUUCAAGAAGUGAGAUUUUUUCUAGACCUUCUCAUGGUGGUGUUUCUUUAACACCAAGACCUUCAAAUUUAACAAAUGCUGAGAUUUAUUCACUUCAAUCUUCAAGAAAUCCUACACCAAGAGGGUCUAGUUUUAAUCAUUCAGAUUUUUACUCUAUGGUUAAUGGAAGAAAUGUUAGUCCAAGACAAUCUAAUUUUGGAAGUUUAGGUUUUGAUGAAGAAAGUGGGGUUGGUAAAGUUAAUGGAGGUGCAAAUAGUGGAAAUGGGUACCCUACACCUCAUAAUGCUGGGAUUUUUUCACCUGUGGCUAAUAAGAAAAAGGGUCAUGGUGGUGGUGAUGGAAAAGAUCUUCAUAUGUUUGUUUGGAGUUCAAGUGCUUCACCUGUUUCUGAAGGUGGAAUUCAUGUCUUUAGAGGUGGUGGUGAUUAUGGAAAUGAUCAACUUAAUGGAGUAGCUCACCAAAAAGAUUAUGAAGAAUUUGGUCAUGAUGAAUUUAGCUUCGGAAACAGAACUGUUGCCAAUGGUGUGGAAAAAGAAGGACCAGUGCUUUCAAAGCUUGGUUCAAGUUCAACUACUGAGCUUCAUCCUAAAGCUAGUUCUCAAGGUGAAUCUAAGCCAACAAACAUGCCACCAGCUAGUGUUAUGACAAGGCUAAUCUUGAUUAUGGUUUGGAGAAAAUUGAUUAGGAAUCCUAAUACUUAUUCUAGUCUUAUUGGUCUCAUUUGGUCUUUGGUCUGUUUCAGGUGGAAUGUUGUUAUGCCUGCUAUUGUUGCUAAAUCAAUUGCAAUUUUAUCUGAUGCUGGCCUUGGAAUGGCUAUGUUUAGUCUUGGCUUGUUCAUGGCAUUGCAACCGAGGAUUAUUGCGUGUGGAAACACGGUUGCUUCAUUUGCUAUGGCGGUUCGUUUCCUUGUCGGCCCUGUGGUGAUGGCUGCUUCGUCGCUUAUUGUAGGACUCAGGGGAGUUCUGUUGCACAUUGCUAUUGUACAGGCUGCACUUCCCCAAGGAAUUGUUCCCUUUGUGUUUGCCAAGGAAUACAGUGUUCAUCCUGACAUUCUUAGCACUGGGGUUAUAUUUGGAAUGUUAAUUGCUCUUCCUAUAACAUUGGUUUACUACAUUUUGUUGGGACUUUGAGGACUUGAAGACUAAUUUCAGUGGAUUAGGCUCUUAUCAUAACUAGAGGACUUUAGUGUUUGUUUUUUUGGGCCAUUAUCUAACAAUGUAGAAAUUUGCAAUUAGUUAGGUACUCUACUAGUAGAAGAAAGAAAAAAGUUGUAAUGGUUUUUUAAAGCCUUUUUUACAAUGAAACCCACUUUUGCAUAUUUUGCUUGGAUUAAAUGAAAAAGAAGAAAGUGAAGGUUGUGAACA
Trifolium pratense (red clover) is the source of this 2179-nucleotide messenger RNA. RefSeq names its product probable auxin efflux carrier component 1b. The transcript has 6 exons. Gene Ontology annotation, molecular function: auxin efflux transmembrane transporter activity. Gene Ontology annotation, cellular component: endoplasmic reticulum; plasma membrane. Gene Ontology annotation, biological process: auxin export across the plasma membrane; auxin polar transport. Bases 185 to 1945 code for a protein of 586 amino acids. Lineage: Eukaryota; Viridiplantae; Streptophyta; Magnoliopsida; Fabales; Fabaceae. The record is from RefSeq and is a predicted model, not a curated record.